Messenger RNA from Siniperca chuatsi (mandarin fish), 3803 nucleotides. It is a transcript of the gene fnbp1a, whose product is annotated as formin binding protein 1a. Bases 236 to 2539 code for a protein of 767 amino acids. The transcript is spliced from 20 exons. NCBI's taxonomy places the organism in Eukaryota, Metazoa, Chordata, Actinopteri, Centrarchiformes, Sinipercidae. Gene Ontology annotation, molecular function: protein dimerization activity. Gene Ontology annotation, biological process: signal transduction. The record is from RefSeq and is a predicted model, not a curated record.
AAACAUUUAACAAGGUGUGGACUUUCCCCGUUUUCAUGCUGGCAUCAUGUGAUCAGGAAGUGUUUCCACCUGGCAGACAGGUGUGGCUCGUUCACUGACUGAAAAGCAGAGGAGCAGCAGAGACCGACAGAGACUCAGGUGGAUCAAACACUCAGGAGCUGAUCCAGGACCAGCAGGCAGAGGGGACGUCUAUCUUUGACCUGCAGAGGAAACAGGAAGUGGGGAAGCAGACAAGAUGGAGCAUCAUUUGGUGGAAAUCCAGAUGACUGACGGACUGAAACACUGUACAGAGACCAGAAUUGGACCUGGUCCAAGUCCUGGUUCUGACUUGCCUGUUCGAGCUGUUUUCAAUCCUGCAGAUCAGAUUCUGUCCACCAUCGAUUCAGGCGCUCUGCUGACUGCUGCCUCACCUGAGGAAGAGGAGGGGGAUGAUGAUGAUGAAGGUCUGAGGAAGUGUACGGUGAGGAUGAAGCCUCAUCAGGAGCUGAAAAACAGCAGCAGCUGUGUUUUACUGGAGAGACAACGCAGGAAACGCAUCACUCAGAGCUGCAGCACGCUACGACAGCUGCUACCCACAAUCCACAGCGGAGGCAUUAACAUGGUAACGGUGCUGAAGACAACAGUGGCUUUCCUGGAGACGGUCCAGGAAUUACUCCCAACUGAAGACCCAAAAAUUCAGGAUCAGUUUGAUAACUUGGAGAAACACACAAGCUGGGGAAUCGACUUCCUGGAGAGAUACAGCAAGUUUGUUAAAGAGAGAGCUGACAUCGAGCUGAGCUACGCCAAACAGAUCAGGAGUCUGUCUAAGAAGUAUCAUCCUAAGAGAAGCAGAGAGGAUGAGAGCAGGUACACCUGGUGUUUGGCGUUUGCGGCGACUCUCCGUCAGCUGAAUGAACUUUCGGUUCAGAGGGAAGAACUCGCUGAAAACCUGAACACACAGAUCGUAUCUGAGAUGACAAGAUACACACAGGAGCUGAAGACUGAGAGAAAGACUCAUUUCCAAGAUGGCCGUCGCGCCCAGCAGCACAUUGAGAGCUCCUGGAAACAACUGGAGUCUAGUAAACGUCGGUUUGAGCGUGACUGUAAGGAAGCAGAGCGAGCUCAACAAGUCUCCGACAGGAUUGACCUCGACAAGACAGAUGGAGAGAAGCGUUGCUCACUGAAGGCUCGUCAGACGGCUCAACAGAAAAAACAAGCUGCUGAAGAGUCCAGAAAAGACUAUGUGACCAGUUUAAACCAGUUUAACCAGGACCAGCACCAGCACUACCACACACUUGUACCAGUUAUAUACCAGCGUAUCCAGGACAUGGAGGAGCGGCGCAUCGAGAGAAUCUGUGAAGCGAUGCGUUUGUCAGCGGAGGCUGAGAGAAAAGUUAUUCCUGUUGUGAGUCGCUGUCUGGACGCCAUGAUGGACGCUGCUGAGGGCAUCCAGCCCAGGAUGGAUACCCGGCAGGUGGUGGAGGUGUAUAAAUCAGGCUUCGACCCUCCAGGUGAUGUCGAGUUUGAGGACUACAGCGCCACCAUGAGGAGGAGCAUAUCUGAAUCCAGUUACCUCGACAACCGAACUGAGGGCCGGAGACACAGCAGGAAGCUGUGGCCCUUUAUACGCAAAAACAAGCUGUUGACCCUCCUCUCCUCCCCUCGGCAGCCUCCCCCUCCACCCCCAACCUCUCCUUCACCUGGGGGCGUGGCCAACAAUCCUCAGUCUCCGCCCCCUGCCUCUAGAGAGCCAAUCACACAGCGGCUGAAUGACCUCAUGACCUCUGGCUCCAGAACCAGGAAGCAGUGUCUGCGCAGCCUAAAGAGAGGGCUGUCACUCAAACUGGGCUCCGGUCCUGCAGACUGCAGUCACCUCCCUCCUGAACAGAGACGAAAGAAACUUCAAACCAGAAUCAACAACAUCAACCAGGAAAUCCAGAGAGAGAGAGAGCAGAGAGAUGCUUUGUUGAAGAUGAGGGAGGUGUAUGAACGAAGUCCUCAGAUGGGUGACGCCGAAAGCUUGGAGCCUCGACUGGAGGAAGUGAAACAAAGUCUGCAGAAACUGGAGGACGAGCUGAGGAGGAACCAAGCAUGGCUGUCGGAGGCGGACAGCAGACUGUCUGAUCACAGCAGUAGAAGACAGAGUGGAGGUUGUGGGUUAAAUUCCCAGGCGACGACACCAGGCAGCAGCAGCCUGAAACAGCUGGACAACCGCAGUCCAGCCAGCAGAGAGAGUCCUGAUGGCAGCUACACUGAAGACCACAGUGCAGAGCUUCACUUUAAGUCUCGUAGUUCAGAGUUUGAUGACGACUUUGAUGAUGAAGAACCGUUACCAAGUAUCGGCACCUGCAAGUCCCUAUACCCCUUUCAAGGUCAGAAUGAAGGCACUCUGUCAAUGGUGGAGGGAGAACUACUUUCUGUGGUGGAAGAGGACAAAGGUGACGGUUGGACCAGAGUGCGGAGGAACUUGGAGGAGGAGGGAUAUGUCCCCACCUCCUACAUCAAAGUCUUCCUGGACAGCAGCGCCAAAGGAUUUGUGCAGAGUAGUCGGCUAGUCUAGCACAGUAAUCGACCAGUGAGGACGUCUCGCCACAGGAAGUGAUGUGCUCUGAGGAAGGCCGGUAACAGCUUUUCAUUGGACAGUUUAACUCUUCAGAUAUCUCGACCAAUCAGAUGACAGACUGCUGUCGAUACGUGAUGGAGGAAAACAUCUACUGGUGACUGAGAAAUCGAUUAAAGAUCAAUCAGAUAUCAGAUAUUAGACAGGUCCUAAACACUCUGAUCCAUAUAAUCUGUAUUUACUGUAAAUCCAGAUUAUCACAUUAAUCAUUACUCAUCACCAGAUCAUCUUUUUUAUCUUUAUUUGUUCAAAUGGGAAUAAAUCCACAUAAUGUUUCAUGAAAGAGUUUUUAAAGAGCAGUUUCAUAACCGGAAUCAUUAAUCAACAGUAAUCAUUAAAUUUAGAUGAAGAAAAUAUGAUGUUCUGAUCAAAUUUAUCACAUGUUUGAGCCCAAAAUUAUGAAUUUAUCUUUUUUGUUCAGUUCUUUAAACAUUUGUUCUGAUGUGAAAACUGAGUUUCUGUAAUUUAUCCGUUUGAAAGUUUUUCUGAUUCCCUGACAAACUGACCAGAGUUCAGUUUAACUUGCUGUAUUCAAACUAUGAGGAAUUAUGAAAAAUCCAAAUGUAAACUUUUCAAAAUGUAUGUUUGUAAAAAUGUUUUAUUGAAAAGAAAAUGUAAAAUGGUGGACGAUCCUUCCUGUUGGCCGAUGAAAACAUUAAAGUUUAAAGAUUAAAGAGAAACUGAACAUCUUGUUUCUGUCCACCUCACAUCUCACUGCAGUGAUGUCACAGUGUGCUCCAGGUUUUGUCAGUACACUGUGACAUCACUGUGGAUGUGGUCAGAAGUGAAACACUUUAAAGGACAUUUUAUACUGUGUGAAGUUUAAACUUUACAGUUUAAAACAAAAGUUUAAAAAAUGUAAGUUUAAACUUUACAGUGAAGUUUAAACAGUGUAAUAUCGACUGUGUGUUAAUAUAAACUGUAGCUGCACAGGUGUAGUCCCGCCCCCUGCAAACCUUCUUAUAUUAGCCACGCCCCCAGAAUAACCAGCCCAUAUUAACCAGCCCCCUGAGCCCAUCCCCCUGCUUGUUGAUCAAUGAUCAUGUUAUUGAUUGUGUGAAAUGUGAAACUUAUUUAUUUUAUAGUGAGAUAUUGAUCAGUUAUUGAUUUUUUUUAUUUUUUAUUGAGACGUGAGGCUGCUGAUUGCGCUCUUUUCAACUUCCUGUGUGUUAAACUUUCAAAAUAAAAUACAUUCUGAAUCAAA